This is a messenger RNA of Talaromyces amestolkiae, 1662 nucleotides long. RefSeq lists its product as uncharacterized. The record is from RefSeq and is a predicted model, not a curated record. The transcript is spliced from 3 exons. NCBI's taxonomy places the organism in Eukaryota, Fungi, Ascomycota, Eurotiomycetes, Eurotiales, Trichocomaceae. The coding region runs from base 1 to 1662 and encodes 553 amino acids. Gene Ontology annotation, molecular function: oxidoreductase activity, acting on CH-OH group of donors; flavin adenine dinucleotide binding.
AUGGCCACAGACAGCUAUGACUACAUCAUCAUUGGCGGUGGCACCGCUGGCUCGGUCAUUGCGUCGCGGCUCAAAGAAAGCAACCCAUCCCUCGAUAUUUUGAUUAUUGAGGCUGGCCCCGACGUCAGAAGUCGUGCUGAUGUGCUAGACGGCACACAGUGGGCUGCUCUAUUGCGGGGUGAACUUGACUGGGGUGAUCUGACAGUGCCACAAUCCCAUGUGGAUGGUCGUGUUCUUCCAAAUUUUUCUGGGAAGGCUCUCGGUGGGAGCUCAGCAAUCAAUGCUGGUGGCUGGACGCGCGGAGAAAAAGAAAACUACGAUCUAUGGGCACAGCUUGUCAAUGAUCCAAGAUGGAGCUAUGAUGGAUUACUGCCUUAUUUCCGAAAGUGUGAGACAUAUUGGGACCCUAAAGGAGAUCCUGCAGUUCAUGGAUUUGAUGGACCCAUUAGAAUGGAGCCGGCUGUUGAUCGGCAGUAUCCGUUACGUGAGAAGGUCAAGGACGCCUGGGCCGCAGUAGGGGUGCCAUACAAACGAGAUAUGAAUGAUGGCAAACCCAUAGGACUAGGCGAAUUGAUCGAGAACCGGGUAAAUGGCGUGCGCCACAUUGCAUCUUCAGCUUAUGGACUGAAAGAUGUUGAGAUUUUGACAGAGACCUUGGUGAAAAGGGUGAUUGUUGAAGAAAAAUUUUUUCUCAAGGUGGCCACUGCUGUAGAGCUGGCAGGCAAUCAAGGCGAUGCCACUCGUAGAAUCAUCACGGCGCGUCGAGAAAUCAUUGUAUCAGCUGGAAGCUAUCGUUCCCCCCAAAUCCUAAUGCUUUCUGGUCUAGGCCCUCAGAAAGAUUUGCAAGAACAUGGAAUCGAAACUGUACUUGAUUUACCUGAUGUUGGACGUCAUUUCCAGGACCAUUGCUGCGUCAACCAAUGGUGGAAGAUCAGAGGGCCUGAGAAAGGGCUUUCUGUUGGAUCCUCUGCUUUCAAUAACCCAGUUUAUUUCAAGGGACUCCCUUUGGACUUUAUAGCCACUCAAUCGGCACCAGAGGAGGGUCUUUUGAAAGCAUUGUCUGCCGACAACAAUACUACCCCAGAACUUCAUGCAGUAGCAUCACAGCACGGUCAUAUUGAGAUCUACGUCAUGUAUCUGGCGUUCAAUGAGGGAGACCCAUUGCUUAUUCCAGAUGGCACUCAUAUUACAACAUCCACUAUGUGCAUGCUACCUACCUCUAGAGGGUCUAUUCGAUUGAGAGACGCAAAUCCAGAGAGUCUACCCUUGAUAGACCCCAACUACUUGGCGACAGAAACAGAUCGGUAUGUGCUUCGAGAGGGUCUUCGGAAGAUCCAUGAAGUUCUUCGUAGGACGGGGGUUGGCCGAGGGCUUAUUGUCUCUGAAGCGGUUGAGGAGGGUGGCCGAGAGGUCUCUUCCGACUCCACUGACGAAGAGCUCAAUGAAUUGAUCCGUCGACGUUUAGGAACGAUGUUUCAUCCUGCAGGGAGCGUAUCCAUGGGUCAAGUCGUGGAUAGUGAGCUGCGCGUCAAAGGCGUAGAUAGACUUCGCGUCGUUGAUGCUAGUGUUAUACCAGUACCUAUCGCCGGCCACAUUCAAUACUGCGUCUAUGCACUAGCAGAACAGGCUGCAGAUAUGAUUCUAGCGUCUUCAGAGGCCUAA